Molecule: messenger RNA, 2583 nt
Organism: Branchiostoma belcheri (Belcher's lancelet)
Lineage: Eukaryota; Metazoa; Chordata; Leptocardii; Amphioxiformes; Branchiostomatidae
Product: carbohydrate sulfotransferase 10-like
Exons: 7
Coding region: 1-873 (290 amino acids)
Biological process (GO): carbohydrate biosynthetic process
Cellular component (GO): membrane
Molecular function (GO): sulfotransferase activity
Source: RefSeq, a predicted model, not a curated record
AUGCUGGGAACUCUAGACAAAAGACAAUCUGUUGAAAUAACACAAUUCGAAAGAAAGGCGUUACUAAGGAAAUAUUGCAGAGAGCAUUUUGACAAAAAGACGGUGUUUCCACCGAAAUCACGCUUUGUUGUCAGUGAAAAGUACAAGUUGUUGUAUUGCCAAGUGUUUAAAACCGGAAGCACCACGACGUUAACCAUUUUACACAACCUUGAACAUGGGGAGGAAAGAUCGACCAAGGAGAUGAGAGACAAGCUGGACACGUUGCCCUUCAAACGGCUAAACGAUUAUACUAAUAAGGAGGUCCGUAACAUCUUGGAAACAUACACCAAACUUCUUAUUACUCGUAACCCGUUAGAGAGACUGGCCUCAGCAUGGCGACACAAGUUUGUAGAUGUCCCGCUGCGGUUCUGGUUCAGGAAAGAAUAUCACUCCAUGUUGGAGACAAUUUCUUUAAACACGUCGAUUCCAAAGCCACACAUCAAUACAUCAAAUAAAAAAGAUAUCGGCAAUGAAACAUAUCCUAUUGUUCCAUUCCUGGCCUUCAUCAAAGCGGUGGGAACUAACAGAACUGACUGGCAAAAUCCUCAUUGGGAACAAAUAUCCGAUCUCUGUGCUCCAUGUCAGAUUGCCUACGACUUCAUAGCUCACACGGAGACCUUGGCGGAGGACUUCCCUCUUUUCUUCAAAACCGCUAGAAUAACUGGCAAAGACAACCUUCUCCCAGAUGUGAGACAAAGAAAAAGUGAGAAACUGUUCUCAGACUUUUACAGGCCGGUCUCGAUUGAAGACCUUCGACGGGUCAAGGAAAAGUUCAAGAAGGACUAUGAUAUGUUUGGAUACUCUUUUAAUGAUGAUAUUAAAGGGAUGUUCUAGUAGUUGUGUCCAGGAAAGCAGAAAAAUAUAUUUAAACCUACUAUCACUUAAGGUCAACAACACAAAGAUUGACAAGUUGAUAAUUAAUAAACAUUGCCUUCCUUUACGUAGAACUGAAGAGGUUUUAGGCAACCAUGGUAAGAAGGAAAAUACAACAUAAUUCAAUCUUACUUAGUUAGUGAGCAUAUUUUCUUAAUUGAUAUAGCAUAACAACUUGGUGUCUAGUGGAACAUAAACUUGAUAUCUUUCAUAUAAAGUAGGUAUAUAUCUAUUCGUGUUAAAUAUAGCAGUGUGAAUCCAUAUUAUUUAAACCUAUUUUUUUCUAAGGUCACGUUCCUUUAAUUAAGAUCCCUUUAACAAUGCACGAACGUCGUAAUUAUGCAAGAGUGUUGUCAUCAUCUCUGUUGUUAUUGUUUUGUACACUCGGCUCAGAUUCUAUCAAAUAUGUAAACUUUUAGAGCAAAUGUCUGUAAGAGUCAAACAAUGGUGGCACCGGUCAAAAAUUUGAUUUGGCUCAUUUUUGCACAGUGAUAGUACUUGGUACAUAACCCUUCAAAAUAGCUUUCUAUUUGCUCGAAACCCCCCGUUGCCAUGGCAACGGGCCAAAGAAGUUUUCAGGCCAUUUGUCCAGAUUUUGGCAUGUAGAAAACAUGGAAAUUGGCUAAAUUCAGGGCAAUAGAACUUAUCAGUGCUUUAGAAUAACGACAAGAGCAAAUUGUACUGACCAGAGCAAUGCCUAAACUUGUAUGAUUUAGCAGUAAAGUCAAUGUUCAGUAAAAUCUGAGGUCUCGGGCCCUCUGAAUACAAUACACAGUUUUAAUGGUGUAAAAAAGUUGAAAUUUUGCCCAAUUUUGAAGCACUGUAAGUCCCCAAAGGGAAGAAUGUUUUGCUUGAAAUUUACACUGCUUAAUGAACCACUACAGAGGUAUCAGAUGAAUGCUUGCAAAGUUUGGGUUCUUGUUUCGUUGCUACGCACUUGUCCUUUAAAGUGGGUCAGUUUUCAUUAUUUUGAUAAUAUGUCAUUUUGUCCUAUCUUUGAACUGUCAAAUAUUCCAAACCAAAUUGGUUCUGUACUUCAAAUUUAUAUGUAAUGUAAAACAAUAUAUAGUCUAUAGAAUGCAUACUUGCAAAGUUUGGGUUCUUGUUUCGUUGCUACGCACUCGUCCUUUAAAGUGGGUCAGUUUUCAUUAUUUUGAUAAUAUUUCAUUUUGUGCUAUUUUUGAACUGUCAUAAGUUCCAAACCAAAAUGGUUCUGUAUUUGAAAUUUAUAUAUAAUAUAGAAAAAUAUGUAGUCUAUGGAAUGCAUACUUGCAAACUUUGGAUUCUUGUUUCGUUGCUACGCACUUGUCCUUUAAAGUAGGUCAGUUUUUAUUAUCUUGAUAAUAUGUCAUUUUGUUCUAUCUUUGAACUGUCAUAAGUACCAAACUAAAAUAUUUCUGUACUUGAAUUUUACAUUCAUUUAUAUUUUUUAGAAAUUUUAAGAUUGAUGAUUCAAGAUGGCAAAUAGUUUAAUAUGCAUGACGUCAUUUUUGACGUCACUGGUGUUGCUAUGGGCAACAUAAGUCUUAGUACACCCUAAUAUUCUAUCUGUAAACACUUUUUGUUAAAGUCACGUUGUAUACCAUUUGGUUUUUAGGGAAUAUUCUAUCUGUACGGUUUUGGCCAAUAAAAUCACAUUAAUGACGUCAUAGUAACGUCAUAUUACGUGAU